AUGAGCUCGUCCGGAGGCCCGUCGGGACCGUCAACGUCAACGGCUGGCGGUUCAGGCCAGGCGUCCGAGCAGCAGCCGGUAGCCGGCCCGAGCAAUGCGGCUCUCGUUCCUGCUGCUCCGGACGUUCAGCCGAUGGAGCUGAUUGGUCGGCCCACGAACGCCAAGUACGGCACGCUGGGCCGGCCGGUGAAGGUGCUGGUGAAUUUCUUCAAGGUGGAUUUGCGCAUCCCCGACAAGCCUCUCGUCCUCUACGACGUGCGGUUCUCCAAGGAUGUGCGCAGCAUGGUGGUGCGGAGGGCAAUGAUGAAAGCCAUGUACGACCAGCACCCGGCGGCCUUCCCCCAGGACACUCUCCCCCUGCUGGCAUACGACGGCCAGAACGCCCUCUUUGCCCUGCGUCCUCUCAAGAUCCAGUCGCCCCAGGCGUUCCCUAUCAAGAUUAUGGACGAGCGACCCGCGCCAGCAGCGCGAGGCGACGACGGCGAGGCGGCACUGAAGAGGCCGCGCAAGGAAGAUUCGAGGCCGCCGCGAAUCAAGGACGAGCUGGAUAUCACUCUCACGCAGGUGGCGGAGGUAGAUCUCAAGGACAUCAAGGCGGCCAUCACCCCAGCGGGCACCUCUGCUCCUGUCUUUGCCCCGGACGCCCUUCGGGCUCUCGAUGUGAAGCUGCGGGACUAUGCUGCCCAGCGCUUCCUGCUGGUCAAGGACAAGUUCUUUGACAAGAGCUUUGGUCGAGUGGCCCCUCUCCCGGGUGGCAUCGAGGCAUGGACGGGGUUCAACGUGAGCUUCAGGCCCAUCCACAACGCGCUGGCGCUCAACCUCGACGUUGUGACGGCAUGCAUGGUGCAGCCCAUCCCCGUGCUGGACCUGCUCGGGUCCCUCCUCAACCGCAACCCGCCCGACCGCCUUUCUGACGCGGACAGAAUCCGGCUGAAGGGCAUUCUGAGGAACCUGAGGGUGGCUGGAAAGCCGAGCGGACAGAAGCACAAGGUGUAUGACCUCACACGCGAGGGGGCUGCUGACCUCAGGUUCAACAACCGGCGCAACAACGAUGAGAGCCAGAGCGUGGCGGAGUAUUACGAGCUGCAGCACGGCAUCACCCUGCGCUUCCCCCACCUGCCCUGCAUUUCUGCCUCCAACCGGCCAAACAGGCCCUGCUGGGUGCCCCUGGAGCUCUGCAGCGUGGUGGAUGCACAGAGGUACCUGCGCCAGCUGACGCCCCAGCAGGUGGCAGCCAUCGGCAAUCUGCGACUCAAACCCGACAAGCGCCGCAAUGACAUUGCCAACGCGGUGGGAGCAGCGGGGCUGGCAAACAACCCUCUGCUGGAGGCCUUUGGCAUGCGCAUCCAGCCCAACAUGAUGCAGGCCGAUGGCAGGCAGCUGGAGCCACCCGUUCUGCAGUUUGGUGAGAAGGGCACCAUGCAGCCUCGGGACGGGCAGUGGAACAUGAACGAUAAGCGCAUGUUUGCACCCGCCAAAAUCGGGACGUGGGCAGUGGUGUGUUUCGACCACCGUGUGAGGGACCCCAUGCAGGUGGCGACUGCUCUCAAGGAGUGCUGUGCGCGCAAGGGGCUGGUGAUCGAGAGCCGCCCAGAGGUGAUUGUGGAGGACACGCGCAGAGAGGCGCCUGAGAAGCUGGUGGAGCGGGUGAUCGCGCGCCUGAAGCAAUCCAAGCCUGCUUUUAUUCUGUGGAUCCUGGAAGUGCGGAAGACGAGCCUGCUGUAUGCGCCCAUCAAAAAGCUGUGUGAUACAGUCAUAGGCGUGCCCACGCAGUGCAUCGUACAGCCACCCGGAAAGGGCUUUAACGACCAGUACCUCACCAAUGUGGCUCUCAAGAUGAACAUGAAGAUGAGGGGAGUCAACUGGGUGCUCACAAACAGGCGGGCCAUGCGCCCCCUCAGUGAGAUGCCCACCAUGGUCUUUGGCCUCGACGUCUCCCACGGCGCUCCGGGCAGCCACGCUCCCUCCGUCGCUGCAGUGGUUGCAUCCAUGGAUCCCGAAGCCAGCAAGUACGCGGUGCGGAGGCGCGCGCAGCACAGGAGGCAGGAGACAAUUCUUGGCCUCUUCGAUUCAGAAAGUGCCAAUGGCGGCAUGCUUUGUGAGCUGAUGAACGAUUUUGGCCAGGCUAACAAGAUGGGGCCCAGGCGCAUCAUUGUGUUCCGAGACGGCAUCAGUGAGUCGCAGUUUUCAACGGUGGGGACGACAGAGCUACAGGCGUUCCGCAAG
Messenger RNA from Closterium sp. Naga37s-1, 2226 nucleotides. The record is from the annotation of a GenBank genome assembly. NCBI's taxonomy places the organism in Eukaryota, Viridiplantae, Streptophyta, Zygnematophyceae, Desmidiales, Closteriaceae.